CGUGGCUACCAGGGCUCUGACUGCGGCUACCAGGGCUCCCAGCUUUGCUUGGGUGGCUACUAUGUGGGCCAGUGUGGCUACCAGUGCUUCCAGGUGGUCCGUGGUGGCUACUAUGGGGCCCAGGGUGGCUACCAGGGCUCUGACUGCGGCUACCAGGGCUCCCAGCUGGGCUAUACUGGCUACUAUGGGGGCCAGCGUGGCUACCAGGGCUCUGACUGCGGCUACCAGGGCUCCCAGCUGGGCUAUACUGGCUACUAUGGGGGCCAGCGUGGCUACCAGGGCUCUGACUGCGGCUACCAGGGCUCCCAGCUGGGCUAUACUGGCUACUAUGGGGGCCAGCGUGGCUACCAGGGCUCUGACUGCGGCUACCAGGGCUCCCAGCUGGGCUAUACUGGCUACUAUGGGGGCCAGCGUGGCUACCAGGGCUCUGACUGCGGCUACCAGGGCUCCCAGCUGGGCUAUACUGGCUACUAUGGGGGCCAGCGUGGCUACCAGGGCUCUGACUGCGGCUACCAGGGCUCCCAGCUGGGCUAUACUGGCUACUAUGGGGGCCAGCGUGGCUACCAGGGCUCUGACUGCGGCUACCAGGGCUCCCAGCUGGGCUAUACUGGCUACUAUGGGGGCCAGCGUGGCUACCAGGGCUCUGACUGCGGCUACCAGGGCUCCCAGCUGGGCUAUACUGGCUACUAUGGGGGCCAGCGUGGCUACCAGGGCUCUGACUGCGGCUACCAGGGCUCCCAGCUGGGCUAUACUGGCUACUAUGGGGGCCAGCGUGGCUACCAGGGCUCUGACUGCGGCUACCAGGGCUCCCAGCUGGGCUAUACUGGCUACUAUGGGGGCCAGCGUGGCUACCAGGGCUCUGACUGCGGCUACCAGGGCUCCCAGCUGGGCUAUACUGGCUACUAUGGGGGCCAGCGUGGCUACCAGGGCUCUGACUGCGGCUACCAGGGCUCCCAGCUGGGCUAUACUGGCUACUAUGGGGGCCAGCGUGGCUACCAGGGCUCUGACUGCGGCUACCAGGGCUCCCAGCUGGGCUAUACUGGCUACUAUGGGGGCCAGCGUGGCUACCAGGGCUCUGACUGCGGCUACCAGGGCUCCCAGCUGGGCUAUACUGGCUACUAUGGGGGCCAGCGUGGCUACCAGGGCUCUGACUGCGGCUACCAGGGCUCCCAGCUGGGCUAUACUGGCUACUAUGGGGGCCAGCGUGGCUACCAGGGCUCUGACUGCGGCUACCAGGGCUCCCAGCUUUGCUUGGGUGGCUACUGUGGGGGCCAGUGUGGCUACCAGGGCCUCCAGAGUGGCUACCAAGGCUCCCAAGGUGGCUACUAG
Molecule: messenger RNA, 1329 nt
Organism: Calidris pugnax (ruff)
Lineage: Eukaryota; Metazoa; Chordata; Aves; Charadriiformes; Scolopacidae
Product: TATA-binding protein-associated factor 2N-like
Exons: 1
Source: RefSeq, a predicted model, not a curated record